AUGAAGCAUAGAUUCUUCUUCUACUUUGAACAGAUGUUAUCCAAGAGUGCCGUGAUCAUAGUGCUCUUCUUUUACCAGUUGAUGACAUGGUCAAUGACAGAAAGUUUUUCUCCUCAGGAGGCCUACAAACAACUUGUUGAGUUUGUCAAAUCGCCCGAUAAGCCGAAAGGAAUUCCCUUCUCCGAACGUAUCCCGUCACCGAAAUGUCUGAAUGAUCGAAUUGCCAUUGUUGGUGCUGGUCCGUCUGGGAUACAUAUGGCUUAUUUAUUGAAGAAAAAAGGUUUUCAAAAUGUUGUAGUGUUUGAGAAAAACGAAGGCAUUGGUGAAAAUUCCUGUACCGUAAUGCUUCGCGAUACUCUACCUGACAUGAACACUUGCUAUGUCCAACCUGAUGUUGGGAACAAUGUGAUUGAACUUGCGCGUAAAUUUGGACUACUGGAAUCAGCGAAGUUGUCUUUCUUCAACGCUCCAUUGGAUCAACUCUCCACUUCCGUUAACUAUUCAUCAUACACCCUUACCGAAGCAAUGAAAUUAAAUGAUCCAAAAAUUGCUGUCCAAAAGCUUUUCGCGGCUAUAACAGACUACAUUCAUUUGCAUCGCGAAUUGUUUGGUAAAUACGAUGGAGCACUGAUGAGAAAACCUCCUCCAAAAGUGAUGAAGAUACUUAACUGUACAUUUCUGGAAUUCAUCGAAAAAUAUGGCCUCACAUUACUCAAACCCCUACUGGUCAUGUCAAAGACAGGAGGUUAUGGUUAUGUGGAUGAUGUAUCUGCUCUAUAUGGUCUAAUGUGGAACACACCCAACCGUUUGAUAGGGUGUGCAGCUGGUAUAUUUGAGAAAAAAGCAUCAUCCUAUCCAAUUGAAAGCGGUCUCCAGAAACUAUGGGAGACUCUGAAAACGUCUCAGAAGAUUGACGUGCGUUUCACUGUUAAGAUCAGUCAAAUAGUUCGAAGAAAUGAUAAAGUACUCAUCAAAUUCUCAACAAGUAAAAAAUGGGAAGAAUUUGAUUUCCUGAUUUGGACAUCAAGUUUAUUUUCAAAUCUGCAUUUAAUCGAAGCAAGAGAACUGGAUAAACGUAUCUUCUCUAAAUCUACAUUGCCCUGGUCUACGAUCAUGUUGGACGAAUCUUUGCAUGGCCACCUCGACGACGAAGCCUCUAACAUCUGGUUAACUGCCACUGAAAAGAAACAUGAACCAACCUGUGAAGAUGGAUCCCGUUCUGGAGGAACAGAUGGUAGUUGCACUCGAUCAGGAACGACAAAUCAGCACAUAAAAGAAAAAACUGAUGAACCCACACUCAGUGAAAUAUUUCAAAAGCAUUUCACAGGAAUGAAUGCGUCGGAGAUCGAAGAAAUUCAGAGGAAAAUGUGCACACACUUCCUAAGAUUCUCACCGCAGGAUAUGGCAGCUGGCAUUCUUUGGGAUAUAUUUGAUAUUCAAGGGACUAAGCGAACAUGGUUUGCAGGUUCGUCGGUUGUUCUUGAUUCUGCGCAAAGUGUUCUUGAAUACAACAUACAGUUAGUGUCAAAAAUGACAGAAAGUUUUUAUUGCUGA
Molecule: messenger RNA, 1554 nt
Organism: Paramuricea clavata
Lineage: Eukaryota; Metazoa; Cnidaria; Anthozoa; Malacalcyonacea; Plexauridae
Source: the annotation of a GenBank genome assembly